AUGACAGCCCUCUCCCCAGGCAUCCGAUAUGCAUGGAGAGGCUCGACGGGAAAGGACCAUAGCUUGGACCAGAGCAAGCGUGGCAACACUACGGAUCCCAUAACCAAGGGUUCGGCUGGUGGGUUGAAAGACAAGGAAGAAGCCACAAAAGGAACGGGAAAUUCCAAAAGCAAUGCCAUGACAGAACGAGAUCACGAAGGUUCCACGAAGAACGCAGAGAAGAGCUUCUAG
Molecule: messenger RNA, 231 nt
Organism: Blastomyces dermatitidis ER-3
Lineage: Eukaryota; Fungi; Ascomycota; Eurotiomycetes; Onygenales; Ajellomycetaceae
Exons: 1
Coding region: 1-231 (76 amino acids)
Source: RefSeq, a predicted model, not a curated record